AGGAGAGCUCGAGAAGAAGGUCUUGAACAUGUCGUGGACAGUUAUUGGUGCGCUCAUCUUGCUGAGCUCUCAAGCCUUCGCUGAGGAUUUAGAAGGCCGCUUCACUGGGGGUGCGGACGUCCAGUUUGUCCCCGGCUACGUGGCCACGAUUCUGCCUUUGGGGCUGGAAAUCAACAACACCGAGUUCUGCGGCGGAGUGCUUAUAAACUCUUCCCUGAUCUUGACGGUCGCAUCGUGCAUGUUCGGCGCGAAUGCCGCGAUCAUUUCCUCCGGCUUCCGCACCGACAACCUGGUGGCGGAAAUCGCGACGGGACAAAUCUCCUACAUGACCCAGAUCUACUACCAUCCAGAUUUCAUGAGGAACACGCACGUUAACGACAUCGCCAUCAUCCGCGUCUACCCGCCGUUCAAUAUCACGAGUACCGUCUUCCCGAUCAGUCUUCCCAAGGGCUCCAAUGUCAGGGGGGACGCAAUUGGAAAGAACUGGCAGCUGACCUGGUUUAGUUUCGGUAACUACAACGAAACGAACAUGCCCGACACCAUGCAGUCCGUCGAAUUUACCUAUUUGCCGACUAAGAAUUGCACUAACAUCUACGCCAAAAAACCCUACUGGUACCACCUGCAAAAAUCUUUGUUUUGCAUGGCUCCCUCCCAAACCGUUGGCAUUUGUCCGGGCGACGCUGGCAGUCCGGUCAUCGCGGUCGACAAGAAGACCAACAAGCCAUUCUUGGUGGGCUUGGCAAGCAAGGACACUGAUGAUCGCUGCCCAGUGACCCCCAAUGCCGCCAACAAGCACACGCCAGAUCUGUUCGUCAGGAUCGACCCCUUCUUCAAGUGGAUCCAAUCCAUGGGAGGACCGAAGUCUCAAUAAAUUUUUAUACUGAUCUUUUCGUUGAUCCCGAAAAUAAAAUGAAUCGUAUUUGAA
Messenger RNA from Cloeon dipterum, 925 nucleotides. Its product is annotated as mite allergen Der f 3-like. Gene Ontology annotation, molecular function: serine-type endopeptidase activity. Lineage: Eukaryota; Metazoa; Arthropoda; Insecta; Ephemeroptera; Baetidae. The record is from RefSeq and is a predicted model, not a curated record. Gene Ontology annotation, biological process: proteolysis. The transcript is spliced from 5 exons. The coding region runs from base 29 to 871 and encodes 280 amino acids.